Molecule: messenger RNA, 20091 nt
Organism: Homo sapiens (human)
Lineage: Eukaryota; Metazoa; Chordata; Mammalia; Primates; Hominidae
Gene: NTRK3
Product: neurotrophic receptor tyrosine kinase 3
Exons: 18
Coding region: 430-2907 (825 amino acids)
Biological process (GO): system development; cell surface receptor protein tyrosine kinase signaling pathway; circadian rhythm
Cellular component (GO): membrane; cytoplasm; plasma membrane
Molecular function (GO): transmembrane receptor protein tyrosine kinase activity; neurotrophin receptor activity; protein tyrosine kinase activity
Source: RefSeq, a predicted model, not a curated record
GCACUUGUACAUUUCUGCAGCCGCGCGGCGAGCCAUUCGCGGCGGCUGCUGCAGCUCCUACUGCAUCUUCCUUCUCUUCCUUUCCUCGGGCUCCGGUCUCGGAGUCGGAGAGCGCGCCUCGCUUCCAGAGCCCCCGGACCCGGCGAGUCAGCGAUCGCCGAGCCGGCCACCAUGCCCGGCAGACCGCGCCACUAGGCGCUCCUCGCGGCUCCCACCCGGCGGCGGCGGCGGCGGCGGCGGCGUCCGCGAUGGUUUCAGACGCUGAAGGAUUUUGCAUCUGAUCGCUCGGCGUUUCAAAGGCAGAGGCCCCCCCUCCCCCUUCCCCCCUCCCUCGCCGUCUUUGUUUCCUUCCCCCCCUGCUCUCCCCACUCCCCCCACCCCACCCCCCUCUCCUCUCCUCCUCCUCUUUUUUAGAAGCAGCGAUCGGAGAUGGAUGUCUCUCUUUGCCCAGCCAAGUGUAGUUUCUGGCGGAUUUUCUUGCUGGGAAGCGUCUGGCUGGACUAUGUGGGCUCCGUGCUGGCUUGCCCUGCAAAUUGUGUCUGCAGCAAGACUGAGAUCAAUUGCCGGCGGCCGGACGAUGGGAACCUCUUCCCCCUCCUGGAAGGGCAGGAUUCAGGGAACAGCAAUGGGAACGCCAGUAUCAACAUCACGGACAUCUCAAGGAAUAUCACUUCCAUACACAUAGAGAACUGGCGCAGUCUUCACACGCUCAACGCCGUGGACAUGGAGCUCUACACCGGACUUCAAAAGCUGACCAUCAAGAACUCAGGACUUCGGAGCAUUCAGCCCAGAGCCUUUGCCAAGAACCCCCAUUUGCGUUAUAUAAACCUGUCAAGUAACCGGCUCACCACACUCUCGUGGCAGCUCUUCCAGACGCUGAGUCUUCGGGAAUUGCAGUUGGAGCAGAACUUUUUCAACUGCAGCUGUGACAUCCGCUGGAUGCAGCUCUGGCAGGAGCAGGGGGAGGCCAAGCUCAACAGCCAGAACCUCUACUGCAUCAACGCUGAUGGCUCCCAGCUUCCUCUCUUCCGCAUGAACAUCAGUCAGUGUGACCUUCCUGAGAUCAGCGUGAGCCACGUCAACCUGACCGUACGAGAGGGUGACAACGCUGUUAUCACUUGCAAUGGCUCUGGAUCACCCCUUCCUGAUGUGGACUGGAUAGUCACUGGGCUGCAGUCCAUCAACACUCACCAGACCAAUCUGAACUGGACCAAUGUUCAUGCCAUCAACUUGACGCUGGUGAAUGUGACGAGUGAGGACAAUGGCUUCACCCUGACGUGCAUUGCAGAGAACGUGGUGGGCAUGAGCAAUGCCAGUGUUGCCCUCACUGUCUACUAUCCCCCACGUGUGGUGAGCCUGGAGGAGCCUGAGCUGCGCCUGGAGCACUGCAUCGAGUUUGUGGUGCGUGGCAACCCCCCACCAACGCUGCACUGGCUGCACAAUGGGCAGCCUCUGCGGGAGUCCAAGAUCAUCCAUGUGGAAUACUACCAAGAGGGAGAGAUUUCCGAGGGCUGCCUGCUCUUCAACAAGCCCACCCACUACAACAAUGGCAACUAUACCCUCAUUGCCAAAAACCCACUGGGCACAGCCAACCAGACCAUCAAUGGCCACUUCCUCAAGGAGCCCUUUCCAGAGAGCACGGAUAACUUUAUCUUGUUUGACGAAGUGAGUCCCACACCUCCUAUCACUGUGACCCACAAACCAGAAGAAGACACUUUUGGGGUAUCCAUAGCAGUUGGACUUGCUGCUUUUGCCUGUGUCCUGUUGGUGGUUCUCUUCGUCAUGAUCAACAAAUAUGGUCGACGGUCCAAAUUUGGAAUGAAGGGUCCCGUGGCUGUCAUCAGUGGUGAGGAGGACUCAGCCAGCCCACUGCACCACAUCAACCACGGCAUCACCACGCCCUCGUCACUGGAUGCCGGGCCCGACACUGUGGUCAUUGGCAUGACUCGCAUCCCUGUCAUUGAGAACCCCCAGUACUUCCGUCAGGGACACAACUGCCACAAGCCGGACACGUAUGUGCAGCACAUUAAGAGGAGAGACAUCGUGCUGAAGCGAGAACUGGGUGAGGGAGCCUUUGGAAAGGUCUUCCUGGCCGAGUGCUACAACCUCAGCCCGACCAAGGACAAGAUGCUUGUGGCUGUGAAGGCCCUGAAGGAUCCCACCCUGGCUGCCCGGAAGGAUUUCCAGAGGGAGGCCGAGCUGCUCACCAACCUGCAGCAUGAGCACAUUGUCAAGUUCUAUGGAGUGUGCGGCGAUGGGGACCCCCUCAUCAUGGUCUUUGAAUACAUGAAGCAUGGAGACCUGAAUAAGUUCCUCAGGGCCCAUGGGCCAGAUGCAAUGAUCCUUGUGGAUGGACAGCCACGCCAGGCCAAGGGUGAGCUGGGGCUCUCCCAAAUGCUCCACAUUGCCAGUCAGAUCGCCUCGGGUAUGGUGUACCUGGCCUCCCAGCACUUUGUGCACCGAGACCUGGCCACCAGGAACUGCCUGGUUGGAGCGAAUCUGCUAGUGAAGAUUGGGGACUUCGGCAUGUCCAGAGAUGUCUACAGCACGGAUUAUUACAGGGUGGGAGGACACACCAUGCUCCCCAUUCGCUGGAUGCCUCCUGAAAGCAUCAUGUACCGGAAGUUCACUACAGAGAGUGAUGUAUGGAGCUUCGGGGUGAUCCUCUGGGAGAUCUUCACCUAUGGAAAGCAGCCAUGGUUCCAACUCUCAAACACGGAGGUCAUUGAGUGCAUUACCCAAGGUCGUGUUUUGGAGCGGCCCCGAGUCUGCCCCAAAGAGGUGUACGAUGUCAUGCUGGGGUGCUGGCAGAGGGAACCACAGCAGCGGUUGAACAUCAAGGAGAUCUACAAAAUCCUCCAUGCUUUGGGGAAGGCCACCCCAAUCUACCUGGACAUUCUUGGCUAGUGGUGGCUGGUGGUCAUGAAUUCAUACUCUGUUGCCUCCUCUCUCCCUGCCUCACAUCUCCCUUCCACCUCACAACUCCUUCCAUCCUUGACUGAAGCGAACAUCUUCAUAUAAACUCAAGUGCCUGCUACACAUACAACACUGAAAAAAGGAAAAAAAAAGAAAGAAAAAAAAACCCUGUAAGGCAGUUUGGCAAAUAUAUAUAUAUAUAUAUAUAUUUAUAUAUCUAACUAUCUAUCAAUCUAUAUCUACAGAGAGUUACCUUCUCUAGUACACAGAGAAGCUGCUGAUACAGAAAACCACAAGACUUUAACAACUCAGAAACUCUAAAAUAUUAAUAAUACAAAGGAAAAUUCCCUUUGACUUAAGCUGUGGCCCAUGCUUCUAAUGCUACGGCUCUUUGGAGCAGAAGACCUGGACCAUGCAGAGAGACAAUCUUUGGGAUGAGAGCUCUGGGACGGGAGGAGUUAAGGUGGUGCUCAGUCGCUGCUGUGUGUGUCUGUUACCCCGGAAGCUCACCACAGGCACAUGUGGGGACUGCAUGGCUGUGCUCAGCAAAGAAAUGAUGCCUGAGCAGGGUCCUUGCCUCCACUUCUUCCCCAUUUCCUCCACUUCAGGACAAUGUUCUAAUUUGUCCAUUCUAAAAAGUGUAAUCUUGAUGCUUUUGGGAAUCAAUGAUGGCACCUACGGGUAAACACAGAACAGACAACCCCACAACACAAAACCAUGACAAGAGCUGACAGCAUCCAUCCUGGGUGUAAGCUUCUUGCUGGAGUUGCAAAGGAUGUGUCUUUCUAUUCUCAGAACUUAAAGAACUGGACUUUCUGGAGUAAAAGAACCACAGAAGAAAAAAUAGCUGAAACCUGAACCCUGCCAAGACACUGCCACCUGUCUUUUCCAUCAUUGCAAAGAUUCCUUGGCCUCACCUCCCACUUUCAGGCCCCUGGGAAGCUUAGGGGGUUAGGAAACAGGUCCCCAUGUUAUCUUUGAAUGUAGACACAGCACGCUUUAGGGUUGCAAUAGCAAGAGACUUGGUUGCUUGUAGGUCAUUAUAACGAAUGCCCCCUGGUCCUCUCAGUUUCUCAUCCUGCUUCCCUAGAUCCUAGACCCCACUUCCUGGGUCUCUACUGAGUCCCAGGUAAACCCCACUGCCAAGGAAGGGAGCCAGGUCUAGUGAGAGGCUGCAGCAGUGAGUGUUUCAGGAAAGCAAGCAGUGGAGUGGGUGAGAGCCAGCAGGGGAGAAUCUACUUGGCACCUGUGCCAGGCCCCUUGGCAUUCUCCUCACGUUUCCAGCCCCUGGGAGGAUUGAUGCAUCUGCCUUUGAGCUGUUGUGAAAACGCAGGGGCUGAGAAAUCACUUUUGUGGGCUGGGGUAGGGGGAAGGGCUGAGGCUUCUCUGGGAGAUGUCCAAUGAGCGGCCAGUGCUGCAGGCUUGGAAUCUUAAUGAGGCCUGAGCCCUGACCGGAGAGAGGGAAGGAAACAUCUGUGCUGGGGCCUGCUCCCUCUGCCCCAGCACUGGGGAAUCACUGCCUUCCUGGCUGCUGCCACAUACCACAGUGGGGCCGACCUCUGGGCCUCCCUGUCACAUGAAACAUGGAAGCCAACAGCCUGGCCCCACAGAUCUCCUCUGCUGGAGAGGAGAGGAUGUGUUCCUCCCAGGCCACGGGGCCCCUCUGCCUUGCCCCAAGCACAGAGCUACCUAAGGGACUGACCUUUGCCACACUGGAGCUCACCUCCCGGGGGCCUCUGGCCUACCCUUUUCCCUGCCAGCUGAAGAGACUGCCGGCAGCCUGGACGUCCUGGUUAGCUGAAGGCAGCUGAAAUGUGGGCCUCCCUAUGUGGGGUUUAGUACUGAAUUAUGUGUUUGUGGUUUUGCUUCUUUUUGUAGACCCACAAAUAUUUUUAUUUGAAUAGUAAAGAGCUGUGCUCAGAUUGUAGCCAUGGUUGGGAUUUGGGAUCAACGAGGCUGGUUAGCUGGACUGGGAGGGGAGGCAGGUGAGAUGGGAAUUUGGUGUUGGUUUUCUCACUGUGCUGUGCUCCUAGCCCCUGAGGACUUUGCAGGAAAGCUGUUUGGAUUGACCACCUCAAGGAACUCCUUUGCUGUCCUAUGACAAUUACUCCUCUUGUCUUUCCACCUAGAGGACCGUUAUGCCGGGGCUGUGAGUUCUGGCUGAAGCUGCACAAUCUGGCUUUGAUCUGGGUAGCUAAGAACAGGUGUUCAGGGAGGGCAUGGUCUGGAGGCGCCUGAGGGAAAAGUAUCUUCUGGUUAGAAGUGAAGCACCAAUGCUCCUGUUGCUUCCCUUCUCCCAUAUCCUCUCCUGAACAAACACUGUGUGGCUUCUGUCUUCUUGGCUGUGUGUUUCAAAACUGAUAGUCACUGAUGGGCUGGGAAGAAGCAGGAGAAGAACUGGGUUGGAGAUGGGUGGAAAACUGGGAAUAAGGACCAUGCUAUGGUUUUAUCUUCAGGGCACUGAUUCAUCAUGGCCUAAUGAAAGAAGGUGAUUCCUUGGGGGAACAAGAAGCACUGAAGGAGACCGCAGUUGUCAGAUUGCUGCCACCUUAGGCCCACGGGCUUUCACGCUGAUCUUGGGGUCAUGUUCUUACUGUGUCCAUUGUAAGCAGCUGGCUGUGGAAGAGUGCCAGAGAGAGAGGGGCAGAGCAGGGAAGGGUAGCGAGGGAAGAUAUAUUACUUUGAUAUAUUAGCCUUGGCAGAUUAAAAAAAAAAGAUUUAUUUUGGAGAGUAAAGGAGGCAGAAAAUAGGGCCAUGGAAAUUGCAGGGUACACUAUGGCUCUGGGGAGUGUGGCAUGUACUGGGACACACCUGUCCCUCCUAUAUUGGGACAGGACUGAUAAGGCUUAGUACACUGUAUCUUAAUUUCCCCAUCUGCAGAAUAAGGGGUACACCUGCUAAUCUCUGGCCCCUUCUAGCUCUGAGUUCUUAGAUUCUGACAACGUUGUGUCACUGUGCCAUUUUUCUCAAUACCAUUCUGGAAUGGCAGGACAGCCUUGCAUAGGUGGGGGGCAGUUGCCGCUGAAGGCUCACUGGGCCUGGGCAAGGCUGAGUUCCAAUAAGACACUCCUCUCCUUCUUUGCCCCUUGUCUCAACAUUUCGGAGUCUGAAGUGUCUGAGACGACUGUAAGCCAGGAGGGGAGCAUUUGGUCGGCUUCCCAUCCUGGCAUUCCUACAUACCAGAAAAGCACUGUCGACGGUCCAUUUAUUUAUUUAUUUAUGAAGAGCCUAAUGUGAUGAAAUGUGUUGUGAAAUGACAUCCUAUUAGCCAAUAUGGCCACUCCAGUUCAUUUCACCCUCAUUUUCCCAUACCAAAGUCCACCUUUUAGAAGACCAUGUCACAUCGCCUCUGAGAGCUUAGCUUUGAAGUGAGCUCUUUUGUGUCUUUUGAUGAACGCUCCAGGGCACCCAGGCUGGUCUCUCUGCCAUGCCAACCUCACCGGAUCCUCUCCUGGACUGAGUGAGAGUGACCUGCUGUUGGGUGUCCACCUUGGAGUAGGGUGUUGUGGCCAUGGGACCUCCCAAUUCUUCUUUCUUUGGAUGUGAACCUAACUCUGCCCUCUAAUGAUAUCCCUGAACUCUGAGGGGACCUUGGGCAUCACUGAACCUCCUCUAGUCAAGAGACAAGAAAAAGGAGGUGCUGCUUCCUCCAUUCAGCAGAUCAUGCACAAAUUACUCCUAGACAGAGGCUUCCCACUUGAGGCAAAGGAUCUUUGGUCCUUCUGGGUUCAGGUUGAACAUUAAUGUUCUUCUCUAGUGAUGCCUACUUUGCGGAAUACACUAGUGCAAGUCAUUUUGGUGCUAAAUACUGCAGAAACCAACACCAACGGGAGAGCUGUCAGCCAGCUUCUGGGGCUGCACGAGACUCAACUCAGAAGUAGAAGUGAGUCAGCCAUGCCGGGAGAGUACAGGGUGCAUUGGAAGUUAAGUAGAAAAGUGGCAGGGUGAAAAGACCAGCAAAAUUUCUGAUUUUGCUAUUAGUUAUCCACGUGGCCUUGGCCAAAUCAGCUUAUUUCUCAUUUGAGACGUUUAAGAGGUUUGUAUAGAUAUUUUUAGAGUCCUUUUCAUUUUUUUAAAGCUAGGUUCUGGUCCCACCUGAUAUAUAUGUACUUGCUUGUUAAAAAUAAGAGAUGAAGUGAAAGAUAAGGAAGGAGACGAAGAAAAGUUACCAAUGGCAAAGGAUUGAUUAUAGAAGACAAUGAAAGAAGGCCUGGUGACUGGUAGAUUUGAGGAAUAUUGUACAGGGAGCCAGGCAGACAAGCCAGAGACUUCAUUUUUAUGCUCUUCACAGGAGGUCACUGGCCUAGCCACUUGCCUGCGUUUCACCAGGCUGUUCCCCUCAGCUAGUCAACCUUCCCUGUUCAAAACCAACAUGCUAACACUUGGCAGAAACUAUUCCAAGAUAUGGAGAGAGGCCUGCCCAUCUCUCAUGCAGGCCACUGGAAAUCAACUCUGGGUCAAAACCGACAAGAUUUUUAUCUUUUAAUGCUUAUUGUAAGAGGCCGGGAUGUUUGAAAGAGGGCAGCGUCUUAAGUUGCAGACUAUUCACCAAAGUCCUUUUCUAUUCAGGAAUGACUAAUGACUUUCUUUGUUCCCCUUUUCCAAACCAAACAGCAGCAGUAUUACCUUGACUCCAAAGUACAGUGAUUGCAAUGGACAGUCUUGAGAUUAAGGGUCUUUUUAGUGCUUUGCUCGGAAUCUGGAGCAAGGAAAUGUCUAGGGAUGUUUGUUGAAUGAACCCACCUGCCAGCAGUCCAGAGAGCUGUCCCAAAGGCCCCUGAGAUGUCUAUUGUCUGCUUUGGUAGGGAGCCAACCUGCUAGAAGACUCAAGGGCAUUUGCCUUAGAGAGAAAAAAAAAUGGCACAUUUAGUUCCGGGCUUGGGUGCUGAAGUCACUGUGUUUUUGGCUCCUGAAGCUCCACUUUCUUUUUUCAUACCAAAUAAAUUGUUUUGGCCAAUAUUUAAGGAUUUAAAUAUUUAAGGUUUUGAAGGAAAAUUCCAAGUUUAUGCAUCAUUAUUAAGACAUCAAUAUGGGCUUGGGAAAAUGUUUUGGUGUUGCUUAAUAAUACUGGGAGUGUCUUCUAAAGAAAGUAUACAUAUAUGUACGUUGUGUGUUUAUUUCUAUAUAUUGGAUUGGAAUGGCUUCAAAGAAGGCCUGUUUGAAGUCAGCAAAUUGAUUUCAAUUUGGGAUUCUCUUUUAGCCUUACCGUUCUUGGGGAUAAGAAAUCUGGAGAUGAACUGGCCUCAGAAACAUUCAGGAAGAUUACGAUGGGAAAUCUGUCAUCUUGUAAAGUUGGAUCAUUUGGUGCUCUCUGAACUAAAUUAUGCUGACUAACAUUCUGAGCAUCUGAAAAUCAUUCUUCCUGGUUGCCUGAUAGAUGACCACACAGGAGUCAUUUCUAUCACAUCUUAUUUGGGGGUUGGUAUAGACGCCACCAGCACUGCAGGGAAAACCACCCCCUAGGAGGGGUGAGACAGAGAGAAUGUGAGAUUUUGAUCAUUGAUUGCUCUUUCUGAAAGGCACUGCUGACCAUAGUAGGUGUGGUGAAUGUUUGUGUCACUGCAUUGGGUAUUAGAACUUUUGCUCUGAGCAUGGGCUGCCCUACCCUGAAGAGCUGAAUCUUGGCUUCUGACAGAAGCUCUGCAUGACUCAUUCUCCUCAAGCAUAUUUUCCUUAUUUUCCUAUGAAAGUAUCUAUAGUUUGCAACAAGAACUGUCUUUGGUUCAAGUGUCAGUGUACUAGAAUAGAUGCUUUUCUGUGAGACCUGUGGAGGUUGGAUUGGGGUGGGGGGUGUUCCUUCAAAGUACUUGGAAUUCUUUAUCAAAGAAAUAAAACUCAGAUUCUCUUCUUUCUAGUUUACUUCUAAGUUCCAAAUUUAAAACAAGACCCAGUUUGACAUUUGCAGUAGGAGAUAAUGUCUUGAACCAGUGAGCUUGGCUAUCUUUCUUUCAUCAUAGGGAGGCAGGGCAGUAAGUUGUAUUAAUUUUUCCUAAUCACCCAGGCAAAUAUUGCUUUUUGUUCAGUGUCGUGACCCACAUUCAUAGCUUGCAGGGGAUACUUCUAGCUGACAAAGCUGGAAGUUUCUAAUAGAAGAUGUAUCAAGAUAACAGAGGUGAGGAAAGGCCUGUUGAACAUCUACUUCUGAGAAUCAUUGAGGCACUCAGGUCUUGCUUUUCAGUUUAGUAUCUUACAAAAGGAGUUGGUUUCUUCUCAUUUUAGCAAUGAUAAAUUUAGACAUCUUUUUUGAAAGGCCAAAGGUAGAUUGAGAGCUCAAAUACUUACGGUGUACUCUGACAGUCUUUUAUUCUAUUUUUCAAGACUUAUUUUAUAUAUACAUAUUUUUUAUUUCCAUAGGUUAUUGGGGAACAGGUAGUGUUUGGUUACAUGAGUAAGUUCUUUGGUGGUGAUUUGUGAGAUUUUGGCACACCCAUCACCCAGGCAGUAUGCACCAUAUUUGUAGUCUUUUAUCCCUCACUCCCUUCCCACACUUUCCCCCUGAGUCCGCAGAGUCCAUUGUGUCAUUCUUAUACCUUGACAUCCUCACAGCUUAGCUCCCACAUAUCAGUGAGAACGUACGAUGUUUGGUUUUCUAUUCCUGAAUUGCUUCACUUAGAAUAGUGGUCUCCAAUCUCACCCAGGCCGCUUCGAAUGCCAUUAAUUCAUUCCUUUUUAUGGAUGAGUAGUAUUCCAUCAUACAUAUAUAUGUUUGUGUGUGUGUGUGUGUGUGUGUGUGUGUGUGUGUGUACCACAGUUUCUUUAUCUGCUCAUUGAUUGAUGGGCAUUUGGGUUGAUUCCACUUUUUGCAAUUGCAAAUUGUGCUGCUAUAAACAUAUGUGUGCAAGUAUCUCUAUCUCUUAUGUAUAAUGACUUCUUUUCCUCUGGGCAGAUACCCAGUAAUAGGGCUGCGGGAUUACUGACAUUCUUUUACAUGCAACAUCCCUAAAACCCAACAAGACGUGUAAACACUGAAGUCCAAGUCUGAUAAUUAUUCUUUCAUUUAAGAAGAACACAUGGGAGUUUCACAUAUUAUUUUUAAAAACUAAUUUUGUAAUAUGUUAAAUGGUAGGACACAUUCAAUUUUUUUUCCUCAUUGGAGAUCUGUCCAUGUUCUGUCUCAAUUUAAUAGCUACCUGGCAUGUAACUGAUGCCUCUGAGCCUACCUCUGGAGUGAAUAAAUAAACGUGGUCCAGGUGAUUUGAUUUCUGCCAUUUGUAGUGGAGAAGUAAAUCUCAGUGAAGAAGAUUUUUUUUCAUAUUUCUUCUUUUUUCUUUUUCUUUUGGCUUCUAUCCUCCUGCUUCCAUGGGACUGACAAUCCAGCUUCUCAAACUCCACGAAAGUCUUAAUACAAGGUGAAUCCCAGAGCCACAAACAGUUUGGACUUCAAACAGUGAGAAAAUUGGACCGAAUGAUUCGGCACACAAAGCAGAAAACUUUCAUUUCCUGUAGGCAGGAUGGAAUUGACUGUUAUAUUAAGACUUCUGAAGAAGCCCUGCCCUGGAGUAAUUUCAGUGCUGUCAGACGAUGUUGACAUCUAGAUUAACCUCUGUGCAGUGAAUUUUACUGCAAAGCUCAUUGAGAUGCAUGUGAUGUGUCUCCACAAAUCCCAUCUGGAACCCGUGGUGGCCCACCCUCAGCAACCCUCCUCUCCCCACUGACUCUGCUUUCUCUGUCCAUAAACUUUUAGCCUCCAGGAGCAGAGGAGCCGUGGCUGAGAUCUGACCCUAGGAGAGGGAGUUUGGGCCUUCUCUGACCAUGAUGCUGAGCCAGGCUUUCUGCUUAGAGUGACAGAGAUUGUCAUUGUAUUGGGUUUCCCCUGAGGGAACUGCAAAUUAAGGCAUGAAAAACACUCUGCUGAUGACAGUUUCACAGCAUAUCUUAAUGCUGCACAAAGUGAAAUGGUUUAAAAGGAAUUAGUGUGUCCUAAGUCAUUGAGCCCUGCUCUGGGCUCUGCAAUCCUCUAGGGAUUCAAGAUCCCAUUGCAACAAGGUCAUGACUGCGUCUAGGCCGGACAGACGGAUUCUGAAGGACAAGGUGUUUGUCUUUUGUGCAGGUCUUUCCUAUGGUCCUUACAAGAGAGGCAGCCACAGCUCCUGUUUCUCCCAACUGGGACAAAAGAUGUAGCUGUUUUCUAAGCACUGGUUUGUCAUCUCUUUAAGGAGUGGUUGGCUCCAGAAUGAGCCAGACUCACUCUAUAAUUCCACAUUGUGGCACAACAGCCACAUAGAACCUCAAAGCUGAAAUUGCAACUUUUCUGCAAAAUAGGGCCAUUGAUUACAUCCAAAGUUUUGAGAAAAGGCCUUCAGGUUAGAUUCAGUCACCUUCAGACUCCACAGAGUUGCUCAGCAUGGUUGCAGGCGUCUUUGGAAACUUACCUCAGGGUUUUAGAAUACGUUACCCUGAAGUCUGGAUAACAAUUUUCUCUGAGAUUUUACUGAUUCUAAUUCCCUUUGAAAUUGUUUUUCCUACUUGCCUCUUGUCUUUCAUUUAAAUAAUAAGAAUCUCCUUGCAUAUUCUUAGGUAUUUCUUUAGGAGAAUUGGAAGUUUCCAGCCAAGGACACUGUGUUUAUGAAUUGGAAAGAUAUCUUUCUGGGCUGAAAAAGGUAAAAAUCAUACGGAGGCAAUCUUGAUGACUUUAUUUAAAAGCAAUUAUCAGCAUUGUGUUUUAUUCUAGGUGCUCGUGCUCAUAGUGCAAACUACAUUCACGUUUUUAAUUAUUUAUGUUAUGAUACUUAUUCGUGUGUACAUAUAUGCGCACACACACACACAAAAGCCUCCACAAUCCUACUGGUAUACAAAUCCAUAUGCCCCAUUUGUGUCGCUUCCGUUGAUCUUUGUGUGCAUGCAUUUGCAAUGAAGUGUGCAUCACAUGUGUGAUUUCUUAAAGUCAUCUAUAGCUCAUCUUUCCUCUUAUUAUCGACACAUACCCUUUGACUUUCUGCACUUUGGAGCUCAUGAAAUUAAGGCUUUUUCAAGGGAGACUACAUCUUGAGUUUCUUUAAACCUUCAUAUUUAAAGAUAGGACUGGUUUUCUUCGAGAAACAAAAACUUGAUUCAGAUUUUAUUUAAUUAAUUAAUUUUCUGGGGGAAAUGGUACUGAAUUUGUUCCUGAGUAACAAAUAGUAGUAAGUGCAAAUAUAAAUGUGAAGUAGUUUAAGCAGGUUAUUGAACCUAUCUUGUGGCUGAAACAAGUAGUCAGAUAUGAAGCUCAGACACUCAAAUUGAAUUAGAACGUGAACCAAAACGGUUAGCAUGGGGCAGGAGAAGAGCACUGGGCUAGGAGCAAGCCUGCUAGAUUGUCACUUGAGUGUCCUUAGCUUAAUGUGGGCAUCUGACAACUAGUUGCAGUCCUGUGCCCCUCUAAUUCCAGAGAUGGGGCAAGCCAAUCUGUUUCUCAUCCAUUGCUCAAGUUGGUUAUCACUGAAAUAUUAUAUACCAUCUCAAGAUCCUGCCCUGAACAAGUUUGCAAACAUCCCCCCCACACUGAGGAGUCAGUCCCAUUUUUGUUUUAUGGCAGUUUAUCUCUUGUGACCCUCCUUUGGAAGCUGUCCAAACUCUGAACACUUGCUGUCCAUUCCCUGCUCCCCACCCCACCCUUUAAGGCCAGGGAAAAGCCAGGGAAAGCCCUAUUGGCUCAUCUCCCUCUUUCCUAGCCUGCACAUCAACCAAGCUUGGGAUUUAGCCUAGGUUUUCAGAGAGGAAAACAAGUGCGUUCUCCCAGCCAUCAGUAUCUUUCCAGCCCCCUGGACCAAGUGAUUAGUGCCUCAUUAGCGCCUCAUCAGUUGCUUUUGCACAAGAGACUCUGGGACAACAAGCCUAUUAUAAUGCCUCAGUCUGUCUUUUUGAAGUCAAACCAUCCUUCUGGCUUGGUUAGGAAAGGGGAGCCUUUCUCCAAACACGUUUUCUUUUAAUUUCCUCUGUUGUUUUCUGGCUGUUAACUAUAUGGAUAAAUGGUAAAACAUAAUUUUCAUUUUUUCUAGGCCCCUAUGAGAGUGGAUAUGCUAUAUUUCUAUAGAUGAGGAGUUCCACAUGUCAGCAAAGCAUUUAUUUAUUUAGUGAAGUGACUAUAAUAUUGACACACAGAUUUGCAGCAGCAUCCAAAUCUUGAGGGGGAAAAAAAAGCCUUUUUCAAUCAAAUGAAACCUUUUCUGUGAUGGCACCAGAGAGGUUUAUAUCUUAAGCACAGAACUGAACCUGAUAAUAUGCUUCCUUUCUAGAAACAAAGAGAUAGAAGAAAUUGCUGAAGGAGCUGGAAGACCAAACCAUCUAUUCCCCAAAUCAUUAUGUAUCAAUAGAUACUUCAACUCUGUUCCUUAAAUGGCUCUGAAAAACACAAAUAACCAUAUUUACUAUUAAAAACAAAUUCAUAAUGUCUAACCCAAUCCCUUAUUUUAAUAUAUAUACAUAUUAAAAUAAUCCCAUGUAUAUAUGAUUAUUAUUAUAUGGGAUAUAUAUAGUUUACAUAUAUAUAGGGGUGUGUGUGUAUAUAUAUAUAUAUAUUUACAUAUAUAUGUAAAUGUAUACUUUUUAAUGCUGGGGAUAGUUCCAUAUUGUUUCUUUUCUUGAUUCCUUCUAAUAUAUUCAAUGAGAUUUAUAAUUUUUUUCACUUUUAUUUCUUUAGGAAAGAGUUGGGGUCUAUUAUGAAUGCUUUCUAGGAUAAAAUGGCAAAACAGAUGGAAAGUGUGGUAGAGGGAGGAUAAUGGGAAUAGGAGGCAGAGAACUUGCACAUUUCUAUUUCCUGCUGAGAGAUCUUGGAAAAACAUUGUCUGCCCUUUACCUCAGUUUCUUAACAUACAAAAUAGAACUACUAUCAACCCCCUGCAUGCCACAGAGGGUUAUUUGAGCCCUAAAUGAGAUCAUAACUGUUAACAUACUCUGUGAACUGUACAGGGCCAGACAAAUAGAGCCCACUCUCUGGGCAGUUGCAUACAGUCUUGCUGGGUGCUGAGCUGAGUGACUGAGAGCCGCUUUUGAGACACAUUUUGAGGCAUAUCUUCCCUAAAUUUUUGCUGGUGUCUGUUUUUUAGAAGUUUUGCCAUUAGCAUUUUUUGCUUUGAGUAUCUAGUGAUGGAGAAUGCUCUAAAAAAUACAAGGAGACAGGGGGAUUCUUUAUCUAUUUGGCUUAGUCACUGGAAAGGGACAAUUAGAGUUUGUUUUCAGGCUUGGAACUCUGACAUUUUGUAGCAAAAUGGCAUCUUCUGCUGCAUUUAAUUCCUUGCCAUCAACUCUUGCUUUCAUAAGGUUCUGUCAAUUUCAACAUAAUGCUUUGUAAAAAUAGGACUCUGUGAAACUUUCUCUAUAAAUUUGGUGGUAUAACUAAUUUUUCAGGGAGCAUCUGAAGGGAUAAUGAUUUUUAAGUGGUACCCUGUUCAUGCCAGGACCAGCAUUUGUACAUGGGAAAAUAAUCUUAAGAUGAGUGAAGAGCAAAUGCUAGACCACACCUUUAAUAGGCCCAAGUGCCAACAAAAAUACGUGUGAGUGGGAUUCCCACGGAGAAAUGUUUCUGAAUGAAAAUGAAACCCUUGAUAAUGAAUCCUGAGGCCAGAAUGCCAAAGUCACAGUAUUCUGUCAUUUACAGCCCCUAAAAAAUCCCAGGUGUUUGUGAUGACAAGCCACUAUUAUAAGUACUCUGUAUUAGUGACUACUUGGCAAGUAAAAUUUUCUCAAAUGUUAUUUUUCAUAGAUCUCCAAGCAACAAUCACUUGCAGUGUAUCUGACAAAAUGCUAUACAUGAUUUUCUAAAAGUAUUUUGAUCACUCCAGAAAGAAAUCAGAAUAAAGCUGCAUACCCCAAAUCCUAGAAAAUUCACAAAUAUUUUGCUCAAGUUCAGGCUCUCUCAGCUUCUCUUUUCUCUUUAACUUUUGCCUCAUACAGAGGCAAUCUUGAUGACAAAAGAUUGGGCUCAAUUUUUGUUUUUCUUGUGUAGAAAAGCAACACCUCUGUUUCGGACUACUGUUCAGUAGACAAAAAGCAUCCCAGCUUUCGAAAUGAGAGUCCAAAUUGGGUUACCACUGAGAUUUUAAAUUAUGAUGUGAAAUUGGAGAAGGUGAACUGUACAGGGCCAGACAAAUAAUAGAGCCCACUCUCUGGGCAGUUGCAUGCAGUCUUGCUGGGUGCUGAGCUGAGAGACUGAGAGCCGCUUUUGAGACGUGUUUUGAGGCAUAUCUUCCUUAAAUUUUUGCUGGUGUCUGUUUUUUAGAAGUUUUGCCAUUAGCAUUUUUCACUUUGAGUAUCUAGCCAUGGAGAAUGCUCUAAAAAAUACAAGGAGACAGGGGGAUGCUUUAUCUAUUUGGCUUAGUCACUGGUUCAGGGUGAAGUUUCAUAAUUUAUUCUGAUAAUCUGGAGGGGAUGACCUCCUUCACAGUACUGUUAAAGCCUUCCUUGAACAAGCUCAUUUCACUAUAUAACUUCCUAAAGACAAGGCUGAUUAUUUAAGGAUUUCAGAGAUAUCAUUUGGGGAAUAACUCACCAGGUAGAGAAAGUUUGACCUGAUAUGUUAACAGGCACAACAAGAACUUAUUUCAAUGCUUUCUCACCAUCUGCCCCUUCUCUGAGAGUUUAGCCUUUCUUAGGAUACUUCCUUUUCCAGGCUAGAAAAGAUUGAUUGUAUUCAUAUCCCAAAGUAAAGGCUCCUCCAAUUCUAUCAGAUGUGGAGGCAACAGAAAAUGACUCAUGUUAUUUUUCUCUCACUUCACAGCAUCAAGAACUCUUCUUGUUUAUGUGGGGGCCAUGGUGGAUUAGCUUGAGGAACUGUCAAAUUAAAAUGAAAGGAAAGCAAGUUGGGGCAAGAAAAUUCUCACUCUGAAUGUGAAAGAAAAUAGCAGUGUUCUUCUCUCUGGCAAAGAUUUGUGUACUGUUGGGGGAAGAUUCAUGUUAUUUCUCAGGUAGACUUUACUUUUUGAGAUUCUGUGUGUGUGUGUGUGUGUGUGUGUGUAUGUGUGUGUGUGUGUGUGUAUUUUGCCUGGUGGGGGGUUAAAGGCAGAUAGAAUGUAGUUGUUUAUGAGUUUAUACUUUCUCUUUAGCAUAAUAGAUGCCCUGUUUAUUUUCUCAGAAUGUGACAAUAAAAUUAGGAAAGGAGAGGAAUUCAGAGGCCCAUGUUGCAGUUCAUGGCAAAGUUUUACCCAAAUAUUUCCUUCAGAAACAUUUAGUCAUAGCAAGCCAUAUAAAUUAUUGUCUGCAACUGGUAUCAGAAAAAGAAAUCAGUAGGUGGGGACUGUAGACCCCAAUGGUGCAUCUGUUUACAAUCUUUCUUUUCCAAGGUUUUAAGGUUCAUGAAUAACAUGAGGGAAUUUUGGGAGAGCUACCACAUCAGUACUUUGGCACGCAUUAACUGUUCCACAGGAAAACUAGGGUUGCUUCAGGGCUAUUUUUGUUUGAAAUGACACACAUACAAAAAAAAAAAAAGACUUUUGGAACAUGUUUUGAGGCCUGUCACCUGAAAUCAGCCUUUGCUGAAAGAGUAUUUAGUUUGAUAAGCGGGAUUUCUUGCUUCUCGCAUCCCAGAGUGUAAAUUCUGCAGCGAAGCCUGGGUGUAUGUUUUCAGCACCAGGGACAGCAAACAACCCCCUGAAUUGAAGGGGCCCGCUAUCCUGAUUGACCUCCCAGACUAGGAAGGGCAGUUGUUUUGUUUUCCUUUAUUUCCUAUCUACCGGAGCCUCAACUUGGAAGACUUUAUUCUUAAGGUUCUUACAUCUUUCAUUUAUUACCAAGCCUAGCUUAGCUGUCUCUGUCACAUUCUUGACCUCCUAACAAAUGGGUUUGGAGUAACACUCCCAGCUCUCCUGGCUCAGAGAAGUAGAAAGAAACACACUAGACUUCAUUUGAAGGGCAUGCUUUAGAGUAGGCUCCCCCUACACAAGUCUUUAUAACAUACCACUGACUUGUAAACCCCUAAAUGAAGGACUGCUUAUACACAAUCAUUUUCCUUUUAACAUUUCUGCACAUUUCUCACAAUGUACAAGUCUAUGUUUGACUCAGUGUGCAUCUGGAGGCAAUGUUUCACAGCAGUUGAGCAGAAGCUAUGAAGUUUGGGGACAGAAAAGGUCCCAGUGAUGCUGCUGUUAUUCAUUUUGGAGACUCAUUGGGGGCACUUCUCUGAUUCUCAGCAUCCACCCUUCAACCCUGAGUGCUCUUUAACAGCUGUUUUUGCCUUAAACAAUCACAAUAAGAAUGCAAAUGACUCCUUGUGGCAUUCUUCAGGCCAGACUGAAGGGUGUACUGAGAAAACAAGGGUAGCAGAAGCACAUGUUGUCACAUUGCUUUGUGAUUGGCCAGUUUUUAUAUAGCACAAUGACACACAGAUAUCAUCUUAGAGUCAUCAUUGUCUACUCUUAACUAAUUGUCAGCAUCUUCUCCACUCAUGUCAGGAUGAAUCCUGUGUUGGGAAGGCAAGUCAGUCACUGCAGGUUUCAUCAUAAAUAUUGCCUUCUAUCUGACAGAUGUUAGAAAACCUCCAUUUUGAAUGCCUCUGUACCAUCCAAGGCUCUGAAUUUCCCCUAUAUCUUAUCCCUUUCUUUCCAUUCCCUUUCCAUGUUGCUUAUCAUAACAUCCAUAACAUUUAGUGGUGUAAGAAAAUAAGGGGUUUCUUUUAGGAAUAAAUGAGGUGGAAAAAGUAGGACAGAGCCAGAUCUCAGAGGAGCAAGUUCAGUGGAACGAUGAUUUCUAACUUGGGAGUGGGUCUAAGAUGUAGCCAUCCAUUCCUUCCAUUCCUUGUCCUCUUGAGUGAAUCUCAUUCCAGUGCUCACACUUGCCCUGCAAAAAAGGCCAUGGCACAAGAUUCUCUAGAUUAUUUGUAUGAAGACUGGAGGUGAGCAGCAUCCAACACCUCUGUUAGAGUUCUUUAGAAUAGAGGAGUUUUGUCUUAUAUUUUAAUCCAGGAACCUUCCCAUAUUUAAAAAGUUUAGAAAUAAUAUGUACAGAAAGGACCUAUGGGGAUAGGAAAGCUUAAUAAUACAAGUUAUUUUCCCUUAGAACAGAGGGGAAGGAGCUGCAAAGUGACUGCUAAUGGAGGAACGAUCUGCUGGCUGGGGGAAAUGUGGCCUGAGACUAGAGAUGCAGAGCAGGCAUCUCUAGAAGGAGAGAUGAUGCCAAUAGAAGCCCCAGGAGGGAACUGGCCAGCGAAUACAAUUUUAUAAAGAUUCUCAGUACUUUUUCUGAAAAAAUUCCUAAAAUUUUCAAGGGCGCGUCUAGCCCUCUGCCUCUUUAGAGGUGAGCUCAGUGCUACUUCUGGGUUCUUAAGGCAAAUGCCCUACAAACACCAAAGUCUUGUAUUUUCCACUCUCAGCCGGCACUGGCUAAGUGGGAUUUUUUUUUUCCCUUCCCUAAGUGAAAGGGACUUGUUUUCAGGAGAAGUGUCCUUUAAACAUCCAGCUAAAACUGGAAGUAAUUUUUUGCAUGAAUGGCUUUUUACAGCUAGGUCUACAGCAGAACAAAACUUGUAUUAAACUAAGUGCUACUUUACAUAUCUUAUUUCAAGGGAAAUGAAGGAUUUAUUGUCGUGUAAAUGAUAUACACUGAUUUGUUUCCUACUGGACAUUACAUGUCCCUUUAUCUCUAGGCUGAUGUUGUGCAGCAAACUUUCAAUAUCUGGAAAAUCAGCUGGUACCUACUUCAGUGCAUUAUUAGGAUAUUACGUUCCCUGAGAGGAAUUUUGCCAAUGAAGUUUAGGUACUGUUGUAACUGAUUUCCAUCCCCCCUCCCUAAGCUUCUGUACUAAGUAUAUGUAAAGCUAUUAUAUCUUGUCUGAUCCCAUGUGUUCAUGUGUGUUUCCCAAUGUUUGCAUAAAUAUAUUGGCAAUCUGAAGGGUUAGCUGGCUUAUGGCAACUGCUGAACAAUGGUAUGUUUGGCAUGUGGGACACCUGAUACCUGGGCACACCUGUUCUGAGGCCAAGCUAAUUUUACAGAUUUUGGAAAAGAAAAAACAGCAGCAACAACAACAGUGUGGCUUGAAUUAAGGAAAGUUUAACAAUGAAUACAGUAUUGCCAAGUCAUCAUUUAUGGGUGGAGACGUUGACCACAGCAGUUGAGGUGCUUUCAACUGGAUCUUAUGCCCUUUAUUUUAAUCCCAAUUGAUAGUUCCUCAUUUGUAUUUUAUGACUUAGAAAUACUCCUACGUGAUGCUCGUUUGUUUUUCUCCCAGGCUUCUGGAAAGUGCUGAUCAUGAUUGCUUCCUAUCAUUUGGAUCCCAAAGUUGAUAACUUAACAUAAGUGACUGAGGUUUUAGUAGAACUGGGUUUUACUAAUCGUAUCUCCUCCUUGAGGUGCUGUUCCCUUCAUUCCUUUCCUUUAUGACAGGUGAAUGCAUUGGCUAUGCUGAUUUUAUUUGCAUCCUGGCGAGUCUUGGAGAAUCAAUCUCGUUAAAAUGAUGACUGCAUUUGCCUUUGGAGAAGAGGUUUAUUGUCUAAGUAAAACUCUUAUGUGAAGGUGUCAUUUAUGUAAAAAAAAAAAAAAAUUCUAACUUGAUAAGAUGGCCACAGGUUAGAGGGGUGUGUUCUCAGUUGAUAUUAAGGGAUAUGUUGAAAAGGCAAGUGCCCACCCUCUAUUCUUCAUCUCACCCUUCCUUUCUCCCCAACCUCAAAAGAAAACAAAAAAUUAUUUUUUUAAAUUGUAUUAGUAAUUUAUGUUUAAUACAAAAGGAUGAUUUAAUGGUAUCACCAAAGGUUGUUUCUCCCAUUGUGCAUGUCCUUCAGUCUCGGCCCCAUACCCAUCACCCCAUUCUUCACCCUCAUGCUUCCAUCCCAAGGCAAACAUGUGUCUUCAUCGGAAUCUAUGGGUGUUGAAGUUAAAUGUGGGGGCAGAGAUUUAACACCAUGACACUAAUACAAAUCAACCAUUCUUCACUUUCAAAUGGUUAAUCACUACAGGAAGGCGAACUCUUUUCUUGGUUUUUGUUUAAAAACAUUUUAUACAUAUAUAUGUAUAUAUGUGUGUGUAUGUAUGGACAUAGGUAUGUAUAUGCACAUGUACAUGUAUAUAUGUAUAUAUCCAUCUUCAAUAUAAAUAUAUCAUAAGUGAGAGUUGUAAAUACUCCUUGGUCAUAUGUCUGUCUUUCUCAUAGUAUCAUAUCUUCAAUGUUAUGUUAACAACUCCAUUUAUUGAUUGAUGAAAUCGUGUGUAGACCUGUAUCCUCCUGACAUAGUUUAUGUAGGGUCUCUUCUCAAAUAAAGUAUAAAACAACAA